Messenger RNA from Aspergillus welwitschiae, 451 nucleotides. RefSeq lists its product as uncharacterized. The annotation marks the transcript as partial. The transcript has a single exon. The record is from RefSeq and is a predicted model, not a curated record. Lineage: Eukaryota; Fungi; Ascomycota; Eurotiomycetes; Eurotiales; Aspergillaceae.
GGUAUGACUUGAUUCAGAAGUGUCUCAUAUAUUUCGUCGCGUAGAUCGGGCUUCUGCUCUUUUGCUUUCUGAACCAUCUUUUUGGACCAACCGACCGAGAAAAGCGCCUUGCUUAUGCUGCUGGUUGCUACUUGCAGGCUAAACCCGUCCCAGACGAAAAUUGCCAUCUUGUUCCAGGGACAAGACAGGCUCUCAGAGAAGAUGCUCGCAUAAUGCUUUCAGCAUGAUCAGUGUGAUUAAUUUCGCUCGCUCAAUUCGAGUUGGUGGCGUUCUAGGACUGAAGACCCGCAGGUUGGAGCGGGUAUGUUUGACCGUCUGCUUACUACAUUUGGCAGCUUUAGCGGUUUUCAUGAUAGACAUGCCGCAGCUCGUCUUGGAGCAGAUAAGCUAAAUUUUUGAUGGUGAUAGGUAUGGUGUCGUUGCUGUACAGCCUUAGCACAAUAGCAACUUA